AUGUUCGGCAAUGUCUGGAUGUUGAAGUUGCUGAUUUUCGUGGCAGUGACGGCGCAGAGUUCUUUGGUGGCUGACAGUCGGUUCGUGAGCCGUAGUGAAGGUUUUGUGAGUGGUCGCGGGUUACGAUUGCAGGAGUUGGCGCACCGAAAGACGGGUGCACGGUUAGUAGUGGUGGUACCAAAAGAGAAGGACAAGGAAAAGGGUUUUGCUGUAAGUUUCCGGACGCCAGCGGUUGAUGACACUGGAGUGACACAUAUACUGGAGCACUCAGUUUUCGAAGGCAGCAAGAAGUACCCUGUCAUGAAUUCGAUUUCACAUUUCGACCGUUCAUCCAUGGCCACCUUUGUGAACGCCAUGACGGCCCCGGAGACCACCAUGUACCCCGUCGCCACCGUCGACGCCCAGGACCUACUCAACCUCGCUUCCGUCUAUCUCGACGGAGUUUUCGACCCCCUAAUUCUCACCGAUCGUACCGGAUUCGACCGCGAAGGCUGGCACUACACACUCCGGCCACCCGGGGUUGGAGGACCCACAUUGGCGUAUGGUGGAGUAGUAUAUAAUGAAAUGAAGGGGGUCUACAGCAACCCCAAAAGCUUGGUUAGUCGUACAGUACGACGUCUGCUAUAUGAGAAUUCCACAUUAGGACUAGAGUCUGGGGGUCAUCCAGAAUACAUACCGUCAUUGAGUUAUGAAGACGCCAUCAAAUACUAUAAGCUGCACUAUCAUCCUUCAAACGCCUACUUCUAUUAUUAUGGUGAUCUUGACCGGUUCAAUGAAUUGCUCGAUCUCAUUGACCAUUACUGCAACAUGUCCCAACUUCGUUUUCAAAAAGAAUUCAAAACUCUCGGUGAGUGGAUACCGUCCAAAACGGCCAUCAAGCUGCCUCAGUUGCCACAGCGAUCUCAACCUUGGCCGAACCCCACUUCUUGGCCGAACCCUACUUCUUGGCCGAACCCUACUUCUUGGCCGAGCCCAACCCCGUCCUCUUACCAGUUCGGUAGCUUCGUACCUUACACGGGCCACCUGUCUACGUCGCCUGUGGGCAGCGAAGACAGUCCGAACGUGAAGGUGGUGCGGCAACGAGUACCUAGCACGAAUAACAAAUCCUCAAUUCGUGUGGACUCACUGAUCGACUUUGCCAAGAACUACUCCGCUUGCGACCUACAAGCUAUCAGUGUCUUGAGCUCCCUUUUCGCAGCCACGAAAGAGUCUCCGCUUUGGUCACGACUUGAGGCCGAGCAUCUCGGCGAACACGUGGUCGGUGGCAGCAUUUCCACCGCGUAUCCGGCAGUGCAGUUCGCACUUCAAAUCGAUGGCGUAGACCCCGACUGGGUGUGCCCCGAAGAGGAAGAGGAAGAGUACUCGGCACACAUGAACAAGUCGUCUCCAUUCAGUCAGCCGGCAGAAGGUCAUACCUCAGAGGGUCAUCCCUCAGAAGGUCGGGGUCAGCGACAUUGUGCGGGUUUGGGUAUCGCGGAGUACUUAUUACAGAUCAUUGACGAGGAAGUGGAGCGUGCAUCCUUUGAUCAUUCGCGAGUUCACAGUUUGCUUAAACGUUUAGAAUUCUCUUUAAAGGCGCAACGUUCCACACGUUCGACGCAUGCGAUCGAGGUCUUCGAGGACAUAAUUGACCCCUGGAUUUAUGAUGACGACGUCUUUAAAUUGCUGGACACUGAUACUCACUUGUCCUGCGUGCGCGCGCGUUACAGCGAAAAUCCCAAUUACUUCCGUGAGUUAUUGCACAACUUGCAUCCAUUGAGGGGUAGAAAGGUAGUCGUCAUGAAAUCCAUUGGCAAUAAGGAGGUUUCUAAAGAACGGGAACAGAGCGAGCGACUUAAACUACGAAGGAUACAGAACACUAUGAAGCCUACGGAACUUAAACAAAUCGCUCUCUAUGCACAACAGCUUGAAGAUGCCGUCAAUGGAGGCGAUUCUGACGACAACCUUGCCACUCUACCUACCCUCUCUAUUCAUAAUAUUAACCCCAACGUUGACGAAGACUCCUAUCAACUCCAUCUCCUCCAACCCAGCAGCGCACAUGUGCAAAGAGACACACUCUCUUUUCACAUUCCGACAGCGAACGAUCCGAUACAAAUACGGGGCAGACACGGGCAGACGCGGGGCGGGGAUCAGACGCUGCAUGAGUCCCGACACAGCGCCGAACAUUGGCUCAAGUACUUCUCCGGACUCAGAGGCCACGUGGGUCACACAUCCGAUCUCUCUCCAGAAAACCUCCAUGGCGAGGCACUACCCGCUGAAAAGCACGCCUCGAAAGAGCUAGCCGCAGACGAGCUGCCUCUGGAAGAGCUGCCCGCGGAUGAGUACGAUCUCGCCGGGCAGGCACUCGUGCUCAGGCACACAGCCUCCGCGUCCGGGCCAACCUCGCCAUUUGGUGACGGCGUGGUCGAGACGCAGUGGUUCAUUGAGGAGGCGGCACCUUGGGAUAGAGACCGGGAGGUUGUAGGCUCGGAGGUAAGGGACCUGAGUCCUUUGGGAGACCUGAGUGCUUUGGAAGACCUGAGUCCUUUGGAAGACCUGAGUCCUUUAGAGUUGGUCCGAGCAACAGAGUCGUCAUCGUCGUUGUCUGAUGGGGUACCUUUGUUCUAUUAUCCGGCGUCUACUGGAGGGUUGGCAUUUGUGACGUUGCACUUUGACUUAAGUGACUUGGGCCUGGAGGAUUUGGCACAUGUAGGUUUGAUUAGUUACUUAUUCAAUCACGGUUAUGUUGCCAAUUAUUCGCCGAAAGAAUUGCGUGAAAAGCUAGAUGCGUAUACAGGCGGGCUGUCAUUUGAUUGGUUUGUGAAGGAGACGAAGCGGUUCCGUUCGGAUCAGGUUUCCAGUCGGUCGGAAGGUGCGGUUACAGGCUCCCUUAAGUUCCGUUGUCUGCUAUCGGAUCUGGAGAUCUGUGUGACCUUGGUUGAAGAUAUUUUGCUUCGACCCAACUUUGAACACCCUGGCAACGCUGCAAUCGCACUCAAUUGGCUGAGCAAGGAAAAGAACUCACGUGAGGCGCUCCCGCUUAAAAAUCCCAACUCUGUCGCCUCACAAAAGGUCCGCGGCCUCGUCAACCUCCGUAGUCGCCUCGUAGAACUCAUAGACGGAGUCGACUCGGUACAGUUCUUCCUGAAACCUCUACUCGAUGAAGUCACCCAGCACUCCGCCUCUCAACAACAGUCGGAAGCAGGUGACAAGGACACACCACAGAACCCGCCGGCACAGUCUGGCUGGCAGUUCGGAUUGGGCAAACGGUUGAAGCGAACCUGGAGUCGAGUGUUAGCUCAGCAGAACCUGGCCCUGCAGUUGACGGGAGACGCGGGGUUCGCGGAGGUGCGGGAACGGUUGUUGCGUUUAGUGGAUAAGUUACCGACACGUGUGGGAGAACCGUCCUACACCUUGGCUGGUGGACGUCAGGACCGGCCUAGUGUGUGGUUGCAGGAAUUGCGGGGUCACUGGCAACCGGCGACAGAUGGUGUCGCACAGACGGUAGCUGCGGACAUCCUUGUCAACUACAACUAUCUCUUGGUCCCUCUACAGGCCGAAGGUGAGGAUACUCACAUGCACUGGAGCCUGUGUGCAAAAAUCCUGGGCAACAAAUACCUCACUCCACGAGUACGCAUGGUCGGCGGUGCAUACGGCGUCUGGAGCACCUACAACUACCAUGAUGGCUACCUUGUAUUCGGCAGCUACCGCGACCCGCACCGUAACCAGACCUUCGAGGCAUACCGCGCUUCCGCACCCGUCCUUGCCAAAGUCACUCGCCCUGAACUCGACGGAUACGUCAUCCGAUUCGUAGCAGACAUGGACAAACCCGCCAGCGCUCUCGAAAAAAGCAACCGACAAUUCAACCGCUGGGCCGAACAUGUCACACGGGCACAACGCCAAGCCUACCGCGACGAGAUCAUCCACCUUGAUCUCCAACAUGUCCACCACUUCAUGCACGUCCUCAACCAAACACUCGUCAACCAAACCGGCAUCAAAGUCACUGUCGGAACCAACUAG
Molecule: messenger RNA, 3999 nt
Organism: Gregarina niphandrodes
Lineage: Eukaryota; Apicomplexa; Conoidasida; Eugregarinorida; Gregarinidae
Product: peptidase
Exons: 1
Coding region: 1-3999 (1332 amino acids)
Biological process (GO): protein processing
Molecular function (GO): metal ion binding
Source: RefSeq, a predicted model, not a curated record